AUGCCCCAGCCUCCGGGACCAGGAGGAGGCAUACCACCAAAGCCACCACCAUAUGCCCCUCCAGGAAAACCUGGAGGAGGCAUUCCAAACGGAGGAGGACCACCAAAUAAUGUGCACUGGAUCCUCAUGAAUGAACAAUUUUCUGAAAAUAAGGUUCAAUCAACUUUCGUAGUACGGGAUGAUCCGGGCAUCCAGAAGGCUUUGCGUCUAGCGGAACUAGAAGGAAACGGGGUUCCUCGUUCACUGUUCCACGUGGUGUUGUUGGAGUAGGGUGUUCUAGUACCGUUCUUUUUCGUUUUACCGUCUUUUCGGAUUUCGAUAAUGAGUUCAAGUACAUGUUACAAGUGUUCUCGCACGGGGCAUUUUGCCCGAGAAUGUCCGGAAAACGGUAUGUUUGGCCGUGGUGGUGGCGGUGGCGGCCGCGGGGACAGUAAAUGUUACAAGUGCAAUGAAUACGGCCACUUCGCCCGCGACUGCAGGCAAGAGCAGGAUCGGUGCUACCGUUGCAACGAGCUGGGGCACAUCUCCAGGGAUUGCAGGCAGAGCUCCGAUGGACCUUCCUGCUACAACUGCAACAAGACUGGCCAUAUUGCUCGGGAAUGCCCCGAGUCGUUUGGCGACUUCGGCCGCAACGCGCCGUGCUACAACUGCAAGAAGACGGGCCAUAUUGCCCGUAACUGCCCGGAGGGAGGAGCCAGCAAGAGCUGCUACACUUGCGGCAAGACUGGUCACAUAAGCCGUGACUGUGACCAAAAUUCCCGUAACUAAGCUAUGAUGGACUGGGGAAAGUGCUAUUUUUUCUAGAUGGGAUCACUUGUGUAAAAUCUGAGUUUUUGAAGUAUCUGUUGAUUGUAACCCAGACAUAACCACUUACUAAUUGCAUCAGCAUGAAUGUUGUUAUUCAGGAAAGUAAAGCUCUGUGCUAUGUAUGAUAACCAUGUGCCUUAUUUAUAAUAACCUGGUCUUAUCACAUCCUUUUCCAUAGUCACAUGAGAACCAAGUAAAUUUUUGUACUUUUAUAUCAAAGUGUUUGAUUGUAUCAAAGUUUUGUCAUAGGUUGACUAAUUAGUAGGCUUAGAAUUGUUUGAAAGUGCCUUAAUCUGUGACAUUACUUGCAAUCUGUUUCGCUGUUGUAAUGUAUUCGUGCUAGUUUGUACUGAAAAUUAAGACUGCAUAUCACCUCAGGGAAUCUUGUUUGCUCAAAACUCGAAAUUUGAAAAUGAAAAUUUGUUUUUGUAUUGUAAUAUAUUGUUUUUUAUAAAUUUACAAUAAACUUUCUUUCCUAAA
Gryllus bimaculatus (two-spotted cricket) is the source of this 1287-nucleotide messenger RNA. Lineage: Eukaryota; Metazoa; Arthropoda; Insecta; Orthoptera; Gryllidae. The record is from the annotation of a GenBank genome assembly.